AGUAGCAGGGUGUUUGUGUUUGUGUGAAUUGUUGCGGGAUUCUUUGAUUAUUCAGCCACUACUUUAAUUAUUUGGCAUGGCGCUUGUUAAAAGAGAGAAAACAUACUCAUGGGAUGUUACCAGUUCUAAAAAUACUCGUUUCAAGCUUCCUGAAAUCAAAGAUACCCCAACAAUCAAUUAUGAAAAGUUGGCAUGGCUUUGCAGUAUCGAAGGAUUGAAAAACAAUGAAAAUCCUAUGACUUCACCUGAAGCUCACGAAGUAUUUAUGAAGAAUUAUAAGAACAUAUUUGUGAAGCCUCAGAAACGAAUUGGAUUACCUGUGCAUUCAGAGAAAAGAGAAGAACUAAAACAUUCUUUGGCAACUUUGAGUACCAAAGCUGUAGGCCCAAGUCAAAAGGCUGAAACGCAUGUUGCAUCAUCUAAAGGUGGAUCUGCUAAAAAUAGAUCGCAUAAUAUUGGUGAUUAUCUCACACAAUAUCACACGGCAAGAACAAGCGAAGAUCCAUCUGUGAUACGAGCCAACAACAUCAAAACUCUGCGCCGACUGCUGCGAAAACUUCCAUUUGAGAGAAGUCUUUUCGAUAACGACAGGAUAUUUUCCAUUCUAAAGAACUUUCCCUUCUUUGCUCAGUGUGUUCCUGCAAAUGUGCUCAAAGAACUCUGUGUUAUAGCUCAGAUAGAAAUCUGGAAUGAGGUGGAUUUUACAGUGUUUGGAAUCAACGGCCUGUUCAUGGUGUUGAAAGGAGCAGUUUGUCCCCAGUCAUCUCCGUACCUCAACUACUCCAACAUGGCGAACGUAGACCAGGUGUCACCAACAUCACUGUACCGGUCGCCAACACCAGAGGGAGACGAAUCUGCUGAAAACCUGGAGGUUGGAGAAUGCUUUGGAACCUUGCAGAAGAUAGAAGGCAGAGAGCCGACUAGCGGACUGUUCUGUGUAAAGACUGUAGAACCAGUCUGUGAAUUUUUGAAGAUAUCUACCUCGGAUUAUAAGAAGGUUAUUGAGCAAAUAGAACAGAAUGAGCAUACAGAGAAACUGAAUCUGGUUCUGUCAGGAGAGCAGUACGCCAGGUGGCCGAGACAGCCAAUCAUGCAGGUCGCUAACGUCAUAGAGUGGAUAGAAUACCCUCCCAACACAGUGGUGGCGUCAGAAGGUUAUAAAGCUCCAUUCAUUGGCUUCAUAAAGUCCGGAGAGUGUCACGUGUUGAGGCAGUUGGAAGUCAUGCACACUCUACGCAAUGGAAAAAGGGUACGUAAGACCAAGCAGGUGGUCAUGGGAAAACUGGGCAUGUCAGAUUCGUUUGCAGAAAUUAGUGUUUUAAUGGAUGAACCGAUCUCAUGCUCCAUCGUCACGGCAACCAGUCUACAACUGGGCAUAAUUAAACCAGAGAAAAUUAAAGAACUAGAUGAAGUAACGAUACAAUUGUUCAAACAGUCAAACACAAAAUCAUGUGCAAAUUCAACAAAGGAAGAUAUCCAAGAAGAAUACCUGCAGCAGGAACUGAAGAGAGAGUGGAACGAGUUCAAACACAACGUUGUCAUCGACGUCAUCAACCAGCGUGGAAUUAGACCCGGCUACGGGAAGUGGUCGAAAUAGACUGGUUCAGGCUAACAUGCUGGACUCCACAAAUUGUGUCAAUGAUCGUUUCAUUUGUGCAUUGGUUAUACAAUUUUAUUUAGCACAACUACAUGAAUGAUUGUUUCAUUUGUGCAUUGGUCAUAUAGUUUUAUUGAGCAUAACCGAUUUACCAUUUGUGUAAAAUUUCCUGACAUCAUCAACCAGCGUGGAAUUAGACGUGGUUACAGGAAGUGGUCUAAAUAGACUGGUUCAGGGCAACAUGCAGGCCUCCACAAAUUGCAUGGAUGAUCAUUUCGUUUGUGCACUGGUUAUACAGUUUUAUUUAGCCUAACUGAAUUACCGUUUGUGAAAAAUUUGCUAAUUGAUCACUCAUAGCAGUGCAUGUUAAUUUUGAUUUGCAAUUACAGUGUUUACAGUUUGAAAGUCGAUGGUGAUCUCACAGAUCUGUGGGUGUGUAUGCACAUCCAGUGCACCGUCACUGGAUAUGGGCCUGACAGCAUAUAACAUUUUAGAUCUAGACGUAACAAGAACCUUGAUAUGGUAGAACAAAGAUCUUAAUAUUUGUUUCAGUCUGUAUUAUCAAUGAAAAACUUGUUAACUUUUUUAGUGAGGAUUAUAAUAUUGCAGGAUUCAGAGCAAAUCUGAUCUAUGAAAUACAAGGCUAUUGUUUGUUGUUUUUAACAAAAUUGACUUGUUAUGCUUUUCUCUAAUCUUGGUAUUUUCCCUUAUCAAUACAAAUUGUAAAUGAUAUUGUAAAU
Molecule: messenger RNA, 2337 nt
Organism: Gigantopelta aegis
Lineage: Eukaryota; Metazoa; Mollusca; Gastropoda; Neomphalida; Peltospiridae
Product: cyclic nucleotide-binding domain-containing protein 1-like
Exons: 14
Coding region: 77-1597 (506 amino acids)
Source: RefSeq, a predicted model, not a curated record